Messenger RNA from Papaver somniferum (opium poppy), 579 nucleotides. Its product is annotated as nucleolar protein 12-like. The transcript is spliced from 4 exons. The coding region runs from base 1 to 579 and encodes 192 amino acids. Lineage: Eukaryota; Viridiplantae; Streptophyta; Magnoliopsida; Ranunculales; Papaveraceae. The record is from RefSeq and is a predicted model, not a curated record.
AUGCAAAGAGAGGAACUACAUGAGGAGAUUACUGAAUUGCAGACUAAACAUGAAAGACUUGUUACUUUUAUUGAAGAGCAAAGCCGAAAAGAGGAGGUUGGUGAGGAGAAGAAGGUUGAGAAAGAGGGUGGCGAAGGUGAUGAUGAGGAUGAUGAUGAAGAGGAUUUGGAGGAUGAGGGUGGAGAAUGUGAUGAUGAUGAAAAGGAUGAGGAGAAAAAGGAUGACGAUGCUGAGGAGGACGACAAGUAUGUUGAUGAUGGGGAUGACGACAAGACUGCUAAUAUGCCGACUACUCCUCUAUCAAAGACAAACGAAUUCCCUGAAGAUCAAGAACACCAGGGAGAAGAUCCAGAAACGACACCUUAUAUGACAAAGGAAGAAAUGGAUGUCAUUGUAGAGAACUUGUUUGAAACUGUGUUCGUGAGGCUUGAAAAAGGUUGUUACAAAACGACACCACCUGAAGUGAAGGAAAGGAUGACAACCAUGAUCCAUAGCGAUUGUCCGAGAUUUUCAUUGUUGAGACAAAAUGAUCCCAAAGAAGAGUCGUCACAAAAAUCAUUAUCCAGUGAAGACGUAUGA